AAAAAAAAAAAAAAAGAUAAAGUGUACGUAAAAGUUUCUCUUUACACGUCUCGGAUCAUUCUCAGAUAACAAAAUCACCAUCAGGCCAUCCAUUUCUUGGCAUUAUGGAGGUGGGUCUUUAACCCCAUUCCCAUCUGCAGUGUGCCAAGAGAAGGAGUUGGGAUUGGAGAUCUUGGCCCUGCAAAUUUGGAAAUUGUGCUCCAGUUCUUAUUUUUUUCAUCGAUGGGGGUAUCAAAAGACAACUUUCAUGGACUUGUUUUGGCCAUUUCAUCGAGCAUUUUUAUUGGUUCUAGCUUUAUCAUAAAAAAGAAAGGUCUCAAAAAGGCUGGUGCUCAUGGAACCAGAGCAGGUAUGGGCGGGCAUUCAUACUUACGUGAACCCUGGUGGUGGGCUGGGAUGAUAUCUAUGAUUGCUGGGGAAGCAGCUAAUUUUGCUGCUUAUGCAUUUGCACCUGCGAUUCUAGUCACACCCUUGGGAGCUUUGAGUAUUAUUUUCAGUGCUGUGCUAGCCCAUUUUAUUCUGAAGGAGAAACUGCAUACUGUUGGUGUGCUUGGAUGUGUUCUUUGUGUAGUGGGAUCUACAACCAUUGUUUUGCAUGCUCCACAAGAGAGAGCCAUUGAAUCUGUUAAGCAAGUAUGGUACCUUGCUACAGAGCCAGGUUUCCUUGUCUAUACUGUCAUAGUACUGAUUGCAGUUGCUGUACUCAUUUUUCGCUAUGUACCACUCUACGGACAAACCCAUAUGAUAGUUUAUGUUGGAAUUUGCUCUCUUACUGGCUCCCUUACGGUCAUGAGCGUGAAAGCAGUGGGAAUUGCUUUAAAGCUGACUUUUUCUGGAUCAAAUCAAUUUAUCUACUUUCAGACAUGGCUUUUCACUAUUAUAGUGGUGGUUUUUUGUCUUUUGCAGGUGAACUAUUUGAACAAGGCACUGGACAACUUCAAGACAGCUGUCGUUUCUCCAGUUUAUUAUGUCAUGUUCACAACAUUCACCAUAAUUGCCAGCAUGAUCAUGUUUAAGGAGUGGGACUCACAAGACGCAUCACAGAUUGCAACAGAGUUGUGUGGUUUUGUCACAAUCUUAUCAGGUACAUUUCUCCUUCAUAGAACUAAGGAUAUGGGAGAUAGUCCAAGUCCAUCAGAAGAACCCAAUGCUUUAACGAACACAAAUACCUCAACUGUGGAAUCUCCAGUUUUUACAAACACGAAUUCCCAUGUGAUCUUCAAUUCUCGGUAGCAACAUCUAUCAAAAGCUUUUAAGCAAUGGGAUGGACAAUUUUCAGUUUUAUGGUCUAUGGUCUCAAGAGAUUCUACUUUCAAAAAUGUGAAGAUCCUUUUUCCUUUUAUGCAAGGAUACAGAGGAAACAUUUUAGUAGCUGCUAGAUAUGUGCUUGACAAUUAGAAAACUGGAGGCAUAUGAAGGUAGACAAAUAUUUCAUGACAUGAAAGAUAUGGAGACAUGCUGAUGAUGAUAUGCGUAGGGAUUCUGAUUCUACUUAGUGACAGCUUUUCCUUUUUGCUAUUUCUUUUGGUAGUAUGUGAAUAUGUUGGGGAAAGAUGAUUAGAGGUUUUUAAAAUUAGUACAGAUUAGUUGAUAUUUGAAUCUGAAGAAUGCACCUCUCACUCACUGUUUUUAUUUUGCAA
Molecule: messenger RNA, 1640 nt
Organism: Jatropha curcas
Lineage: Eukaryota; Viridiplantae; Streptophyta; Magnoliopsida; Malpighiales; Euphorbiaceae
Product: putative magnesium transporter NIPA2
Biological process (GO): magnesium ion transport
Cellular component (GO): membrane
Molecular function (GO): magnesium ion transmembrane transporter activity
Source: RefSeq, a predicted model, not a curated record